Messenger RNA from Stegostoma tigrinum, 4376 nucleotides. It is a transcript of the gene ccn4b, whose product is annotated as cellular communication network factor 4b. The record is from RefSeq and is a predicted model, not a curated record. Bases 384 to 1469 code for a protein of 361 amino acids. Gene Ontology annotation, biological process: cell adhesion; signal transduction. The transcript is spliced from 6 exons. Gene Ontology annotation, molecular function: heparin binding; integrin binding. NCBI's taxonomy places the organism in Eukaryota, Metazoa, Chordata, Chondrichthyes, Orectolobiformes, Stegostomatidae. Gene Ontology annotation, cellular component: extracellular matrix; extracellular region.
UGUAUGAUCCCUUUAAGGGCUCCUGGUUCUGCGGUGUAAUGACUGAGUGUGACAGGAGGAGGACAGAAUUGGAGAAGUUUUGAGAGCUGGGGUGUGGGUGGCUGGUGUUGGUGGUAUGAGGGGAAAAAUAUAAUCGUCAGUGAGCCUGACGUCACAUGAGAAUUAAUACAGACUAAAUUUGCAAGGGGGAGAGGUACAGGGAGGACUGCAUUCAUGACACUACGCGGUCAGCGAUGCAAACGAUUGCUAUCCUGAGUUUGUGAAUCUGCCGGCGCCUGCACUUUCCAGGAUUCAAUGAAUUUGCAACCGAUAUACAGGAAUGAAGCGGCUGCUGCUUUGGAUUCUAGUGGCAGGCGCAACUCUCCAGUUUCUUUUCAUGUUGAAUGGACCCAUCGUUAAUGUUGAAGACUCUUCUGAUCACUCUCCAGGGUCUCACCCAGAAAUCCAAGGCAGCUUCAGAGGAGAGUGUGAACUCGACAGGAUUUGUCCACCCGUAUAACCGUACCCAGUACUGUCACUGGCCUUGCCAGUGUCCGAAGCGCACGCCUAGGUGUCCGCCCGGAGUUAGCUUGGUAAUGGAUGGCUGUGAAUGUUGUAAGGCAUGUGCCAAGCAGCUGGGAGAGAACUGCACAGAGGCAGACACCUGCGAUUACCACAAAGGGCUGUACUGUGACUAUAGUCGGGAUGCCCCUAAGUAUGAAGUAGGAUUGUGCGCGUAUGUGGUGGGAGUAGGAUGCGAGCUGAACGGGGUCAUGUAUUCCAAUGGCCAAAGCUUUCAGCCCAACUGCAAGUACAAAUGUACAUGUGUAAACGGCGCAAUUGGUUGUAUCCCUGUGUGCCGGCAGUCCCGACCUCCGCUUGUCUGGUGUCAGAAUCCCAAGCGUGCGAAAAUGCCAGGAAAAUGCUGUGAACAGUGGUUCUGUGAUGAAUCAAAGAAGCUAAAGAAGACUGCCCCACGUCAUGUGUCCCUGUCAGCUUACACAAGUGAGUCAGAAGUAUGGCGCCGUAAUUGCUUAGUGCAAACUACACCCUGGACUGCCUGCUCAGCAUCUUGCGGAAUGGGAAUAUCUACAAGGAUUUCAAAUGAAAACGACCAGUGCAAACUAGCAAAAGAAAGACGCCUUUGCUAUUUACGCCCCUGCAACGUUAACAUUACGCAACAUAUCAAGGAAGGGAAGACAUGCCUGAGUGUCCUCAAGCAAGCAGAACCAAUGAACUUCACAUUGUCUGGCUGUGUGAGCCGUCGCACCUACCGGCCAAAGUAUUGUGGUGUCUGCACAGAUGACCGAUGCUGUACUCCCCACAAGUCAAAGACCAUCGAGGUGAAUUUUGACUGUCCUGACGGCCUGAGCUUCUCCAAGAAUCUGAUGUGGAUAAACUCCUGUUUCUGCAACUUGAGGUGCAAGAAUCCGAACGACAUUUUUGCAGACCUGUCGUACCAUCUUGACUACUCUGAAAUCUCAAAUUAACUCAAAUUGAAAUGUAUGUUUUUCCAUUGACUGAUCAUGAAAGAGAUGGGAAGAUAUAUAUAUGUAUUUUCACCUAGUGGUAACGAUGGCAAUCUCAUGCCUGUUUUCAGUGAGUUAGUUGCCUGAAAAUUACACGUUCCCACUCUGUGCUCAAAGAAGUUAGUUUGUUUUGUAGAAAAUUAUAAAUUUAUUUCAUUUAUGAAAAAUGUCCAACAGGAAUUAUUAGGAAAAUAUUAUUUACUGUGAUGUCACUUUAAUAGUUAGAUCAACAUCCAGAUUGUAAAGGUUGCAUUGCAAGCCAGCCAUUUGUCUGAAAAGCGCAUUCUGCUAAAUAACCCUAUCAUUAAUUAAAUUAUUGUUACUGGUUUCUUAAAACCACUUUCCCAAUUUUUAUCAGUUGGCAGGAAUCUUACUUCUGAGUUCCAAAGCUGUCGGUAGAAGGUAGUUGAAAGCUAUUUUGGGGUAAAGUUCCAUACCUUGCUGAGAGAGGUCAUCAGUAAUCUGCUGAAAGUUUAAUCUGUGGUCUUGACUUUCAAGUCAAGUAAAAAUAUUACUAACAGCCAAAGAUGUUAGCUAUAGUUUAGCAUUAACACUUUCAAGAGACUGUAUGGCCUUUUCCUGCUUUUGUUUCUUAAGUUCUUAUACUGAGGUCAAUUAAUUUAGCACACAUUUAUGGUCUUAAAAUUCAAGACUAUAGUAAAAUAUAUUUAACAAUCAAAUUUAUUUCUGGAUGUGAUGCUCUGUGGGAUGUUUUAUUCCCAGAAUUUAUGAACUUUUGCUGUUGUUGAGGAUUGGUCCUUGCUCAGGCGAAUGAGGUUUGAAACCUAGCCCCGGGGAAUAGAUCAGAAUUGUACAAAGAAAAAUUCAAGCAAUUCUAACAGUCGUUCAGGCCUUCUUGUGCCUCUGUACAUUUCCCAUGGAAUGGUCACAGCGUUGAAAGGAAGCCAUUCAGUCCCUCCUUUCCAUGUUAACUAUCUGCAAGAGCAGCUUAGCUAGUUCCACUCACCACCCAAACCCCAACCCUUUCCACACAGGGAAAUUUAUUCAAAAUAAAUGGCAAGUGCACAGGAUUGAAACGCUCCACAAACCAAAUCCAUUGUGCAUUAUUGUAGCAAUAUGCCCAGAUGAAAUCAACCUCAUUUGAGUCUAAAAGUGGCAAAAAAGAACCUCUUACUCACACAACAGUUUGAAUUGAGGUUCACAGAUGAAGGCUCUAGGCCUGAAACAUCAGCUUUCCUGCUCCGAAGAUGCUGCUUGACCUGCUGUGUUUAUCCAGCUCCACACCUUGUUUUCACAGCUUGUGAGUUAGUUAGCAGUUCAAAUGGAAGGUCACUGGACUAAUGCAUUGGCCCCUUUUCUUUCACAGAUUCUGCCUGACCUGAAACUUGCCAGCAUUAUUUUUCUUGUUUCAGAUCCCAGCACCCAUAUUUUGCUUUUAUUUAAAUUACUAGAAAGCAUUGUGGUGAUUUGGUCACAGGUCUACCCGUACAACACCAGGCACUUACAAAAUCAAUAGGGUUUAAGAAAAAGGAUUAAAAUUGUCUGUCUACCCCAUGAACUUUGACAGUGAGUAAAAAUUAAAAAAAUGUGUUGGAAAGAUUUCCAGACAGCUGAAGAUGUCAGGAGAUCUUAUCACCCACUAAUGGGCAUGACCAGGCUUAGAAAACAGCUGACAGAUCUUCCUUUAUCAGCCUCUGCGGAGACACGUUUUGCAAUGUACUCAUCUCACGAGCCCUUCUUGCUUGAAAAUGACAACCAAUUUGCAAAGUCAAGUUAUUUAACUAGUUGCUUAAAUGCCAUUACAGUGCUUUUUUUGUCCCCAAUCAAACCCUAGGAUCAAAAUAACAUAAGCUGAAAUGGAUGCAAUUAAGACUGACAGGACUUAGCUUAGACAUAAAAUGGUGAUUCAUCUGUUUGAAAAAUGAUGUUAUUCCACUAAUUAAAGGUGCUAUAAGAUUUCUGACUUUCAAGCUUAAGCUACAGUUAGGUACUUGUCAAUUUGAAAGCAGAAGGCCAUUCUGUGGAAAAAAGUAUUUUAAACCCAGUCACAUCCUGGUGGAUUUUUGGAGACAUUGGAGACAAUAAAACAGCGAUUGUUAAGGACACAAAAAGUAUGUGGAUAAACAAACAGAGACUUGUUAAUGCAGUUACCUUAAUAAUUUUGAUUUUCGUCCAAACAAUCCAUAUUGAGAUGAUAGAAGUCUAACCAUUAACAUGAAAUGUGCCUUCCUGACGCCUCACCUCACAACAUUGUAAUAUUGUUAUCAGAUAUUUUGAUUGAGUUUUGCAAUGGAAAUGCCACAUUCAAACUUGAGCCACGAUUCUCAUCCGUCACUCCCUGGUAAAAGCUGACAAACUAGGAGUGGAAAGCACUCAGAGUUUGGUAGGACAGAAGUAAACAAACAAAGAUUAUUGAAAAUAAAUAAUGUGAGCGGUGAGUAAAUGUCCACAUUAUACUUUUGUUGCUCUCGCCUCAUUGUGGCUGCUUUCUUCUUAAAAUCCAUGAGGUGAAAUAGUUUCACUGCUCAAGGUCAUGGUGCUUCAACACAGAAUGAAGGAGAAAUGAAUCAAAAAUGUGUAUAACUUCUUAUCAGGGAUACAAUACAAUACAUGUAAAGGGAUGCUUUAAUAAAGACAAUCUAUUUAAUUCCACUUAUAAGAGUUCUGAUGAUAUUAAAGACGCAAUUUGAAAUGUCUGUUUGAGUUUUUCUCGUUUUAAGGUAGUAAAAACAUAAACAUUUUCAAGAAAUGGGUACAAAGUCUUGUAGUUUAAUCCUUAUUUAAUAAAUAACUUGAUUGUCUUCUAUUAUCAUAACCCCAAUGUGAAAUAUCUAUAAAUACAUAAAUUGUCACUUGAACACACCUAUACUGUUGCCUUUGGUAUCUUUCCCUAGGAGUACAUUUAAU